UUUUGGUUUUCUAACUUUGUUUAUAAUUGGUUCUCCGCAAAAUUUUCAGUAACCAGUGACUGACAUUAAUUAACCAAGCUCUUGAUAAUAAUGUUAUAAAAUUACCAUCUAAAUAAUUAAUAAGAUUCAUCUGGCAAGAUGUACUACGAUGAGAAUAUCACCGACGUACGGCUACCUGCCAGUUUGUUUUCUGCACCUGCGAUGGAGAUUUCUUGCGCGAGUAUCAGCGUUGUUUCGGGCCUACCGUUGAGUGAGAAUUGUGUGGAGGAACCUGCCAGCGACGUGCCUUUACCAGCAGCGUACGAUGAUCGUAUGGCCUUGGCGCUGAAGGCUUGUAGAACGGGGAACCUGUCACAGUACGCUGCAGCGAAAAAGUACAAGGUUCCUUACUCUUCGUUCUGGAAUAAACUGAAGGGCGUGCGUACGGAAAAGAAAGGCGCACAUAUGAGAAAAUUUUCGGAAGCCGAAGAAAACUACAUCGAAAAUCUGCUGCUGAAAUGUGCGGAGAACGGCAUCCCUCUGGAUAAAAGAUUUUUAAAGCGGAUUGUGCCGUUACUGACCAAAUAUAAAGAUGUGCCCAAAAAUCGAAAGAUGUUUUCGUCAUACUGGCAUCGCGAAUUUCUUAAAAGGCACCCGAAAAUUGCUCAGCGAAUUUCACACAGCGUUUCCCGAAAAAAGGCUAAAGAGUGGACCGUGGAGAAUCGGGAGGGUUGGAUACAACGAUUGAGUGAGCUUAAUACCGAGGGCCUGCUGCUUGAUCCUGCAGGAAUCUGGAAUUUUGACGAGUCAGCGUUCCAGGUAGCGGAAAAAGUGACGACGGUAUACGCCAAGCGGGGGGUAAAGGAGGUCCUUUCGUACUAUGACGGUAACGACCGCGAACUAAUCACGGUGUUGGCGGGCGGCAAUGCGGCUGGAGAAAUUCUGCGACCAUUAAUUUUAUUUGACGGCAAAGUUUUCCUUGCUUCUCGUUUUGACGGCACAGACGACAGAUGUCAUAUUGGCUUUAACUCGUCAGGCGUGAUGGAUAAUUCAACUUUCACUUCAUAUAUCAGAGAAGAAGUCAUCCCCAAAAUGACGGCAGCAAAAAAUGUUAUUUUUCUCGAUGGGCACAGCUCUCAUAUGUUCAAUCUGGAGUUUUUAUCGGAGUGCAUGAAGUCUGACAAAGAUAUUACCGUUGUCAUACUGCCGUCUGGUCAGACCGGGAAGUUGCAACCCAUGGAUCUGAAGGUGUACGGCCCUGUUAAAAAAUAUUGGCGGGAUUAUUUGCGACUGAUGACCCUUAUCGCUGAAGAAGAGGUUAACAAACAAAACUUCGCUCGUCACCUUGUGAAAAAAUGGGAUGAAUUUAACAUGGCCGCCAAUAUUAUUUCAGGGUUUGCUUCUUCCGGAAUCUAUCCGUUCAACCCGGAUGCGGUCUGCCGAGCUUACGUAGAGCCUGUUCCAAGCCAAUUUCUAUCAGACGUUCCCAUUUCUGUUGCCACCGUAUACGUGAGCGAGCUGGAAGUUAUACGCACAAAUCUUCGAAAAAUUCCACUUUUGACUGAAGGACAGAUAGAAGAGAUUGUGGCGUUCACAAUCUCUAAAGCAGAAGGUUUUCUUCCAUCGGUUGCAGCUGACAAAGUGGCUGCAGAUUGGCACCAUAAUUUCAUGAGCGCUCAUCCUCAGAAAAAGAGAAAACUUAAAGAUUCUCGUCUGCGCGCCGAAGCAGGGCUUAUUGCGACGGACAGUAAAGUAAUCGCAGCGCUCGAGCAACGGGAAGCAGAAAAAUUGCUGCAGAAAAAUAAGCGAAAAAGAAACACUCGUAGCGGACUUAGCGAUGUGACAAAUACUCCGACUAAAAUUAAAAAAUCUUUCAGAAUGGGUAAAAAGUGAGUCCUCUGAAAUUUCACAUGUGGUUCUACAAAGUCAAAGUUUUACUGUAAGAAAUAAAGUGUGCGGUAUU
Paramacrobiotus metropolitanus is the source of this 1942-nucleotide messenger RNA. RefSeq lists its product as uncharacterized. Gene Ontology annotation, molecular function: DNA binding. The record is from RefSeq and is a predicted model, not a curated record. Gene Ontology annotation, cellular component: nucleus. Bases 139 to 1872 code for a protein of 577 amino acids. The transcript has 4 exons. NCBI's taxonomy places the organism in Eukaryota, Metazoa, Tardigrada, Eutardigrada, Parachela, Macrobiotidae.